GAUAUAUCAACAAUCCAGCCGGCAACGACAAUAACAUCAACUAUAUUUUUACAAUAUUUCGUAUUAAGCCGGAAGUGCAUACAUUUAUAAACGAUUGCGAUCAAAAGGCGGGUUUUAGUUAAUUGGCUCUAAUUAAAUUUAGGCAAUAGCGUGCGCAGAUCCGGCGCCAAGCGAGAGCAAACGUGGGGGAGUACGUGGCACUGGAGAUGAUGUUUUGAAUAGCUGGCAAUAAACAAUAAUUAGUUAAUUAUAACAAUUACGACGUGUAGCAUUUGCAGCUAUGAGUGCCACGCUACGUUACCGUGGCGAUAAAAGCAAUUUGCUAGAGUUCGCCAAGAACUUGGAUGCCUUCAAAAAGGUGCCGGAGAAAUAUACGGAGACCACAGAGAUUGGGGGCACACUCUCCCUGCUAAGCCGGCUGCUCAUUGUCUAUCUCGUGUACACGGAGCUGCGCUACUAUUGGAAUGAGACGGAUAUUAUUUACCAAUUUGAGCCAGACAUUUCGCUGGAUGAGCAGGUGCAGAUGCAUGUGGACAUUACGGUAGCCAUGCCGUGCGCCUCGCUCUCUGGCGUCGAUCUGAUGGACGAGACGCAGCUGGAUGUGUUUGCGUACGGCACACUGCAGCGCGAGGGCGUCUGGUGGCAAAUGUCGGACGCGGAUCGUCGUCACUUUCAGUCCAUGCAGAUGACCAAUCAUUAUUUGCGCGAGGAAUAUCACUCUGUGGCUGAUAUACUCUUUAAGGACAUACUACGCGAACGGUCACCGCCCAAGGAGAGCGAUACACUGUCAGACGCAGCGCCACCGCCGCCACCGGGUGCACUGCAGCAGCUGCAGCAGAUUUCGCAGAUGGAGUCCAAGUACGAUGCAUGCCGGCUGCACGGCACAUUGGGCAUCAAUAAAGUGGCCGGCGUGCUCCAUUUAGUGGGCGGCGCCCAGCCGGUAGUUGGCAUGUUCGAGGAUCACUGGAUGAUCGAGUUUCGCCGCAUGCCAGCAAACUUUACGCAUCGCAUCAAUCGCUUGAGCUUCGGCCAAUACUCACGUCGCAUCGUCCAGCCACUGGAGGGUGACGAGACGAUCAUACGGGAGGAGGCCACCACGGUGCAGUAUUUCAUCAAGGUGGUGCCGACGGAGAUACGGCAUACGUUUAGCACCAUCAGCACAUUCCAAUAUGCUGUUACCGAGAACGUACGCAAGCUAGAUGCGGAGCGCAAUUCGUACGGCUCGCCGGGCAUUUACUUCAAGUACGAUUGGUCUGCCUUGAAAAUUGUGGUUAGCCACGAUCGUGACAAUUUGGUGACAUUUGUCAUACGGCUCUGCUCCAUUAUAUCGGGCAUUAUUGUCAUCUCUGGCGCUGUCAAUGCGCUGCUGGUGGCCAUCCAGCGGCGUCUGCUGCGCAUGUUUGCGCCGCAGCUCUACCAGCGGCUACCGGGCGCCACUCCGCCCCCGCCAGCCCCACCGGCGCCAGUCAGCAGCGUGCCAAUGCCCGCCAACGACCUGCUCAACACGGCCAAUCUGAUGGCCAAUGUGGAUAUAUCCGCCUAUCUGCCAACAGCCAUGGCGGCCAACAAGUCAGACAUCUAGCCGGGCCACACUCGGCCCACUCGCAAUCUCCGUUCAAAGCACUCUCAAUUCACUCUCCUCUACUACAAUGCCACAAAUUUAUUGUCUCAUAAGAUUAAGCA
Molecule: messenger RNA, 1683 nt
Organism: Drosophila arizonae
Lineage: Eukaryota; Metazoa; Arthropoda; Insecta; Diptera; Drosophilidae
Product: endoplasmic reticulum-Golgi intermediate compartment protein 2
Biological process (GO): endoplasmic reticulum to Golgi vesicle-mediated transport; retrograde vesicle-mediated transport, Golgi to endoplasmic reticulum
Cellular component (GO): endoplasmic reticulum; membrane; COPII-coated ER to Golgi transport vesicle
Source: RefSeq, a predicted model, not a curated record